Messenger RNA from Epinephelus lanceolatus (giant grouper), 1435 nucleotides. It is a transcript of the gene maip1, whose product is annotated as matrix AAA peptidase interacting protein 1. Lineage: Eukaryota; Metazoa; Chordata; Actinopteri; Perciformes; Serranidae. Gene Ontology annotation, cellular component: mitochondrial inner membrane. Gene Ontology annotation, molecular function: ribosome binding. Gene Ontology annotation, biological process: protein insertion into mitochondrial inner membrane from matrix. The record is from RefSeq and is a predicted model, not a curated record.
GAACGCUUCCGAGGAAAAACAAAGAUGUCGCUUCCCAUGUUAAGAGGUUGUUAUAAGUUUCCAUCGACAUAUAGCUUUACUCGUCUAUUUUUAAAUGAAAGUCUCGUUCUGAAUCGGUCGGGUAAAACGCGGCUUCCGUCUUCAUCGCCUGCCGCUUCGGCAGCAGCAGUCCGCCCGUACAGCUCCCACCGGGGCGGACAGAACCAGAAGGUGGUGGUUGUCGACAUCCCAAAUCCUUUUAUCUGGUUUCGCACCCGAAUAUACUACUUCCUGAUCAGGGCUUACUUUGAUAAAGAGUUCAGCAUUGAAGAGUUCACGGAGGGAGCCAAGCAGGCCUUCUCCCAUGUUUCCAGACUGUUGUCACAGUGCCAGUUUGAAGCUUUAGAAGGGCUUGUGGCUAAAGACUUGAUUGGAAAGCUUGAGGAAAAGUGUAAUCUGCUGCCAUCGAGCCACAAGAAAGCUCUCUCUGCACAUCCUGAUGAGAUCAUGUACACAACACCUGGAGACGUGGGAAUCUACUAUGAUGACAAUGGGAGAAAAUUUGUCAGUAUUCUGAUGCGUUUCUGGUAUCUGACAAGUGCACGUCUUCCCAAUGACACCAUGGAGGGAACCCGUGUCUUCCAGGUGGCCAUUGGUGGGGAGGGAGAAGCAGAAACUAAGAGACUGCUAAGUGCAAACUAUGAAUUCCAAAGGGAGUUUACUAAGGGAGUGGCUCCAGACUGGACCAUUACGAGGAUAGAGCACUCCAGACUCCUGGACUAAGGUGCUUUUGAUUUGAGUCAGCGGUGCCAGUGGAAACUAGUCAAAGACACAAAAUUCACCUCAGUAUUUGUUUUCUAAAAUUAAAUUUAAAGAAAACAAAAACAGCAAAACUCCUCACUGGGAAGUCAGAUGAAACCACCAGGACAAACUUGGAUUCCACUGUUCAAUGUAGAAAAGACACAUGAGCCAACCUAUCUAUUAUCCUAGAUACUGCCCAGAACUGUCUGCAGCAUAACAGUGUUUCUUAUGGUUCUCUUCAUUAUCUCUUAUCCCCCACCCCCACAAUAAAAGAAACUGUGAUCAAAACUUGACUAGGUUUAUGAACUGGUGAUUUGAAAGAUUUUGUACAUUAAUUAAUCUUGCCAGAGGAGUCUCCUCUUAUUUUCAAAUCAAUUGUGGCUUUAUUUCAACUUUUGUGUAACAUCAUAUGAAUUGGUCUUGCUGCAGCUGUUUUGGAAACUAUUGUUUCUCUAUGUAGGACUGUGUGGUACAAAGACAAUGAAAUGUACCAGAUUUGCUUUCACACAGGAGAUAACUGUCUUUUAAUUUUAACACAACCUGUUGCACCUGACUCUGAAGCACAUAUUAUAUAUGUACCAUAUGUGUGUACAUGUAGGAGCUUGAUGCAGCUGCAGCAGACCCUGAUUGUUUUAUUAAAGAUUUGAGAGAUGAA